Messenger RNA from Pipistrellus kuhlii (Kuhl's pipistrelle), 2486 nucleotides. It is a transcript of the gene FERRY3, whose product is annotated as chromosome unknown C12orf4 homolog. Gene Ontology annotation, biological process: regulation of mast cell degranulation. Lineage: Eukaryota; Metazoa; Chordata; Mammalia; Chiroptera; Vespertilionidae. The transcript is spliced from 14 exons. The record is from RefSeq and is a predicted model, not a curated record. Gene Ontology annotation, cellular component: cytoplasm. Bases 356 to 2014 code for a protein of 552 amino acids.
CGGGGCCGAGUUUGACCUUCGCCGCUACGCUUUCGCCGCGAAGGUGGCUUUUGCGCGGACUCUAACAUACACCAUAGCAGUAGAAAUACACCUCCUCACAGUUGUAUUGAGAGGCUACAUUAGCACAUGGUGGAACAAGGGGGCACUUAGGUCAGGGAAUUUUCUACGGGGUGCGGAGUAAGGAAAAGGUGGCGGGCGAAUCGGCUGAAGCGGAUUUGCUGGCGGAUUUGCAGUCAGUAGGUCAGCUGACGUUCCCAGGGCCCCGGCUUCUUGACAGGUCCCUGAGUGCGGACCCUUCCGACUUCAGAACUUGGGGAGCUGAGUCCAGAGUUCUAUAGAUAUCCUGCCAAAGAAGAUGAAGAAAAACAGAGAAAGAUUCUGCAACCGAGAGAGGGAGUUUGUCUAUAAAUUCAAAAUAGGAAGUCAGUGCUUAGAACUGAGGGUGCCCCUCCAAUUUCCUGUUCAAGAGAAUGUCAGUUACUUACAUGGACGCCUGAUGCUGCUGCACAGUUUGCCAUGCUUUAUAGAAAAAGACUUAAAAGAAGCUCUGAUCCGGUUUAUAGAAGAAGAAUCCCUCAGAGAUUAUGAUAGAGAGGCUGAAGCAUCGCUGGAAGCUGUGAAAUCAGGUGAAGUAGAUUUAGAUCAUCUGGCAAGUACAUGGGCCAAAGCUUAUGCUGAGACCACAUUGGAGCACGCAAGGCCUGAAGAACCCAGUUGGGAUGAAGAUUUUGCAGAUGUGUACCAUGACCUAAUUCAUUCUCCUGCCUCUGAAACGCUCCUAAAUUUGGAACAUAAUUAUUUUGUUAGUAUCUCAGAACUGAUUGGUGAAAGAGACGUGGAACUGAAAAAAUUACGAGAGAGACAAGGUAUUGAAAUGGAAAAAGUGAUGCAGGAGUUGGGAAAAUCACUGACAGAUCAAGAUGUAAAUUCACUGGCUGCUCAGCAUUUUGAAUCCCAGCAAGACUUAGAAAAUAAAUGGUCAAAUGAAUUAAAACAAUCAACUGCCAUCCAAAAACAAGAGUAUCAGGAAUGGGUGAUCAAACUUCAUCAGGACCUAAAAAACCCCAACAACAGUUCCCUCAGUGAAGAAAUUAAAGUUCAACCAAGUCAGUUCAGAGAAUCAGUAGAACCAAAUGGAAGGAUUUAUGAGGAACAGAGAAAGUUAGAAGAAAGUUUUACCAUUCACUUAGGUGCUCAGUUGAAGACCAUGCAUAAUUUGAGAUUGCUGAGAGCAGAUAUGCUGGAUUUCUGUAAGCACAAAAGAAAUCAUCGAAGUGGUGUGAAACUUCAUCGACUCCAGACAGCUCUGUCACUUUAUUCCACAUCGCUCUGUGGCCUGGUUUUACUAGUAGAUAAUAGAAUUAAUUCAUAUAGUGGUAUUAAAAGAGAUUUUGCCACAGUUUGCCAAGAGUGCACUGACUUUCAUUUUCCUCGAAUUGAAGAACAACUGGAAGUUGUCCAGCAGGUGGUACUUUAUGCUAGAACCCAGCGCAGGAGUAAGUUGAAAGAAUCACAUGAUUCUGGAAACCGAAAUGGAGGAAGUGAAGAUAAGUCUAAAAAUGCUGAUAGAAACUAUUUAAAUAUUUUACCUGGAGAAUUUUACAUUACAAGGCAUUCUAAUCUCUCAGAAAUCCAUGUUGCUUUUCAUCUUUGUGUGGAUGACAAUGUGAAAUCUGGAAACAUCACUGCUCGCGAUCCUGCCAUUAUGGGGCUCCGAAACAUACUCAAGGUUUGCUGCACCCACGACAUCACAACAAUAAGUAUUCCUCUCUUGCUCGUGCAUGAUAUGUCAGAGGAAAUGACUAUACCAUGGUGCUUAAGAAGAGCAGAACUUGUGUUUAAGUGUGUCAAAGGUUUCAUGAUGGAAAUGGCUUCAUGGGAUGGAGGAAUUUCUAGGACAGUGCAAUUUCUGGUUCCACAGAGUAUUUCUGAAGAAAUGUUUUACCAACUUAGUAACAUGCUUCCCCAGAUCUUCCGUGUAUCAUCAACACUUACUCUGACAUCCAAGCACUAAACCCUUAUGUAUCACCACGCUGGCAGAAGAGGAUUGUUAAACUCGCCAGGAACUUGAGCUCUGCUGGGAUUCUAUCAAGCAAAGAUGCUCAGAAAGAGAACUUGUGACUCAAGCCACAGAUCAAAUUGUGAUAGAUGUCUGUUAAACAUUCCAAAGACUCAUCUACCGUACAGGCUGAUGAUCAGCCCCUGCUGUAAACAUUUAUUGUUAAAGUCUCUCUAAAAAAAAAAAAUGUAUUUCCCUAUUGUCAUAUCCUAUCUGUGAGUACUAGUAGGUUUAAACUUUCUACAGCGGUAUAUCUCAUACAAGGACACUUGAUGUAGGAGAGUGUUUACUGCAUUUUCAUAAAGACAUUUGUCUUUUCCCAAAGGUAUGAAUCAUAUCAGGUACAAGACUUAAUUAAGCAUACAAAUAAAAUCUUUCCUCUAGCUUAUUUGCCAAGCGAAAAUUAAAAGGCACUGAAAUAUACAUU